Molecule: messenger RNA, 2007 nt
Organism: Micromonas commoda
Lineage: Eukaryota; Viridiplantae; Chlorophyta; Mamiellophyceae; Mamiellales; Mamiellaceae
Exons: 1
Coding region: 1-2007 (668 amino acids)
Molecular function (GO): DNA binding
Source: RefSeq, a predicted model, not a curated record
AUGUCGGGGUCGCAGCCUCCCUGGCCUGGUUUCGGCCAGGUUCCGGGUGGGGUCAAUCCGUGGCUCGGAUUCGCGCCGGGACUAAACCCCGCGUCGGCCGGAGACGGGGCGUCGUUGGCGGUCGGGAAUAAUGCCGUGCCCGUACCCGGCGCCGGAGGGCCGCUGUCGGGCGGCGCGUUCGACUUCGCGCUCGAUCGUGCGGCGGCACAGCGUGCUCUCGCCGCAUCCGCAUCCGCGGGCGGCGGCGCGGCGCCAUCGUCCAAGGUUCGAAAGCCCUACACCAUCACCAAGCAGCGCGAGCGGUGGACCGAGGAGGAGCACGAAGGCUUUCUCGAGGCGCUCAAGCUGCACGGCCGGGCGUGGAAGAAGAUAGAGGAGCACAUCGGCACGAAGAGCGCGGUGCAGAUCCGGUCGCACGCGCAGAAGUUCUUCUCGAAGCUGCAACGCGAGGCGCAGAAGUCGGGAACGGUCGACCGCGCGGGGAACGGCGACGGACCGAGCGAGUCGGAAAGCACGGUGACUGUGAUUCCUCCCGCUAGACCUAAGCGGAAACCGGCGCACCCGUAUCCCCGGAAGGCGCCGGAUCCGGGCGUUCAUCCGACUCAUUCCGGCGGCAUCGCGAACGGCGCCGGCGCAUCCAUGAACGCACUCAAGGGUACCUUCGGCGGCGUGGCCAACGGCGGCGAUUCCAACGUCGCCGCGGCCGCCGCCGCGGCGUUCAUGAUGGCCAUGGGCAAUGGAACCGCGGGCUUUGGCGCGGUGGAUCCCGCCGCCGCCGCCGCCGCGUGGCCGACCGCCGCGUCCGGAUUCCCAUCCCCGCUCGGCGCACCGGGAAACCUCGGAAACGCACACGGCGGCGCACACGGCGCGCACGCGGGUAACCCCUACGCCAACGCGCUUCACUCGCAGAUGCUCGCGCUCGCGCAGGUCAAUCCAGCCGCUCUCGCGUUGCUCGGAGCGCGACCGCAGCAAACGCAGCAACAGCAACAGCAGCAGCAGCAGCAGCAGGCGGCCGCGGCGCAGGCGAACGCGGCGAGGGCGCAGCAGCAGUUCAUGGCGGCGCUCGCGAUGAUCGGGGGCGGCGGCGGGGGCGGGGGCGCGCAACAACAGCCGCCGAGGGUACCUCCCGCGGCGGCUCCCGCUGCUCCCGCAGCUCGACAAACCCCCGGCCCCGCGCCCAACAUCUUCUCCGCCAUGCUCAACGCCGUCGCGGCGGGUAACACGGCCGCGGGGGCGCCGAACGCGGCCGCUCCGUCCCUCUCGGACACAGCGGCGUUUGCCAACUGGGCCGCGGCUAUGGGCGCGGCUACCAACGGCAGCGCGGGCGGCUUGGCGGCUGCCAACGGGGCUGCCGAGGGCGAAGCCGGACCGAACACAGCUGUCGCCGGUGGAAACGCCGAUCAGAUGGCGGCCCUCGCGAACGUGAUGAUGUUCUUCCCCGGCAUACCCGGCGGCGCGGGCGCGGGCGCGGGCGCGGGAGCGGGCGCGGCCGUCGCGCCGCCCGCCCCCGCCGCGGCGAAUGGCUCGGGGGGCGGGCAACAGACGCAUUCCGGCACCGGCACCGGCACCAACCAGACAGUGUCGGAGAACACCGGCAGGGACGACGCCACCACGAAGGAGAACCGCGCCGAGCGCAAGAGCGCGCUCGAGAAGCGGAAGCGCGGAGGGAGCGCGAGGGACGCGAGCGACAAGGGUGGCGACACGGCUGUCGGCGACGGCGGAAGGGAGGAGCCGAGGGGCAAGCGCGUCAAUUCGGUCGUCGCCCCGGCGAUCGCUUCGAAAGGCAACACGGCUGUCGACGAGGGACCGCACAAAACCUCCGGCAGCGGGGGCUCGGGUUCCGGCGGGGGUUCCGGCGGGGGUUCCGGCUCGAGCGCGCAGACGGGGCGGCGUGCGGCGCAGCAAGGGUUUGAGUCUUCGUCGCAACGCGAAAACAGCCCAAACUCGGAGAAGGGCCCAAACUCCGAUAAGGGCUCCGAUAAGGGCGACGCCGGCGUCGAGGCGUGA